This is a messenger RNA of Guillardia theta CCMP2712, 1258 nucleotides long. RefSeq lists its product as hypothetical. Lineage: Eukaryota; Cryptophyceae; Pyrenomonadales; Geminigeraceae. Gene Ontology annotation, cellular component: cytoplasm; membrane. The transcript has 9 exons. The record is from RefSeq and is a predicted model, not a curated record. The coding region runs from base 470 to 1204 and encodes 244 amino acids.
GGAGAGUUUGGGAGACACGCGCAUGGUGCGAGGCUGGUAGAGAAGCAGGAGCAGGAGCAGCACGAGCAGGAGCAAGAGUGAGAGUGAGAGCAAGCGAAACAGCACCAACAAGACAGAAAAGGAGCCAAUCAGCAACAAAGUCCUCAACCAGAACUGGCCGAGGAGAAUAUCCCACUCAAGAUUCGGAUCAACAACGAAAAGGAUCAGCAGUUUAUCGUCAGUGUGAGCAACAGGAUCAGUAGAGGCAAAGACGCUGAGAGAUAAGCGCACUUUGUCAUCGGGAAUAACACACAGCGCAUCAAAACAUCAAGAUAGCCGAAAGCUAAUAUCUUCAUCGCUUCGUCCAGAUUCGGCAUCAGAGUCUACACAAGUCUGAUCAGGGAAUAAAUCCCUCUGAGUGAAGUCAAAUACUCCGAGCGCUUGUAGGCACAGUCUCGCUGCAUCAGAGCCUCGGUGUAUACCAGAAGAGAUGUUUCCAGGCGGGAUGCGUUCUAGCUUGAACAUGAUGAGAAUGCAAUUUCGCAUGCAUUUUCCUUUUUAUCAGCGAAGUUGCUCAACAAAAGCAGCCUUUGCUUCUACAGGAGGAUUCAGCUUGCUUGCGAUCGCGCAACAAUAUCCUUUCCAAUUUCAAGUAGUUGUGAGCACCAUCAAGACGAGCAUUGCUGAUAUCAUAACUCAGACACAGAUUGAAGGCAAAAGCAUCACUGAGAUCGACACAAAGAGAAAUCUUGUGUUUGUGGUGUUCGGGGCAACUUACCUCGGGGGGUUUCAAUGGUGGCUGCAAGUCACCAAGUUUCGCCAGUGGUUCCCUGGCAUGGACAGAUUUGCUAACGCUACCUUUGCGGAGAAGCUGAAAGACGUUCCUGGGAUGAUCAGUGCAGGAAAGCAAGUAGCCUUCGACGUGUUUGUGCACCUUCCCUUCAUGUACUUCCCCUGCUUCUACACGGUGAAGGAGUUUGUGCAAGGGAAGAGCUGGAAUCCCAUUGACUGGGCUAAGGACGGAUGCACAAAGUAUUACAACAACUUCAGAAAGGACACUUACGCUAUGUUCUGCCUGUGGGCGCCGGCUGAUUGUGUUCUGUUUGCGGUACCGAUGUGGCUCCGAAUGCCCGGGAGGCAUCUGGUGAGCCUUGGGUGGACAGCAUACCUAUCCUUUCUAAGAGGUGCCAAGAUUCCUGAGAAGGCGAUAGAGGAUAAGAAAUAAUCAUCAUGCUGCUGUACUUGAUUUAUUUGUUUCACUUCCAAUGACAAUUGCAUU